UUCGAACGCACUCAGUUUGCGAUUGCAUUGCAAGGCACGGAAAGGAAAAUUUUUAUGUACCGUUUUCUUUAUCUAAAAUCGGUAGUGUAAAUACUAAUUUGGUAGUUGAUAAAUUAAAAUCCAACGAGGCGUAGACUGUUAAUUUAUUCGGGUGAAAUUCCUCUGUGAAGAAGUUGUGAAUCGUGAAAAAAAUGAGUUUUGUGUAGGUCGUGAUUUUUGCGAUUUGUCGGCGCCAGUAUGUCUGAUGAGCCUGAGGCUCGGAUGUGGGAUGAGGAGCGAGGGUCCUGCUACGAGUCCCGGGGCCGCGGUGCCUACUACGAGUCCGCCUUCGCCUCCUCUGAACAGUUGGACAGAGCUCCUCUAUUAGCUGACGAGUCCUACACGGAGGUGGCGGUAUCAGGCACUGGGUCAGGUGCUCACUGCCACUGGCGCGCGGCCGCGGAGCCCCCCAGCGCCGUGCGGCAGCUCACCGUCGCGCUCGUGUUGUGUGGGAUUUUCAUGAUAUGCGAGCUGAUCGGCGGCUACCUGGCCGGCAGUCUGUCCGUGAUGUGCGACGCGGCGCACAUGCUGUCCGACUGCGGGGGGUUCGCGCUAGCCCUGCUGGCCUUCCACUGCGCCAAGCGGCGGCCCGACCUCGCCAUGUCCAUGGGGUAUAAGCGGGCUGAAGUGCUAGGCGCGAUGGUCUCCGUGCUCCUCAUCUGGGUGCUGACGGGCAUCUUCGUCUAUGUCGCGUGCGUGCGCCUGCGCAGCGGCGACUACAGCAUCGAGUCGGGCGCCAUGUUGGCCGUGAGCGGCGCGGGGGUGGCGUUCAAUGUGCUGCUGGCGAUUGUGCUGCAUGGGUGCGGGAAGGAUGUUGCCCACCACCACACUCACGGCGGCGCCGCCUGCGCCGGCCACGCGCCCGCGCCCGCGCCCGCUCGCAAGCAGCCCGAUUACUGCAUGAAAGAUCUAGUCGGGGCUGAGCCCAGCGUGGUGGGGGGGACUGACAGGAACAUAAACCUCCGAGCGGCGCUGAUCCACGUGAUCGGGGACCUCAUACAGAGCUGCGGCGUGCUGCUCGCCUCCAUUAUUAUUAGGAUUUACCCAGAAGCGAAGUUCAUAGACCCGGUCUGCACGUUCAUCUUCAGUAUACUAGUUCUGCUCACGUCGGCGCGCGUAGUGCGAGACGCACUCGGCAUACUCAUGCAGGGGGUGCCCAAGGACUUCAGAUACCGCGCGUGCGUGACGUCCCUGAGCGGCGUGUGCGGCGUGCGGCACGUGCACUCGCUGCACGUGUGGGCCAUGUCCACGGGGCACACGCACGUCGCCGCCCAUGUCGCCAUCGACGAGCUGACGGACCCCAGCGCGGUGCUACACGAGUGCCAGCGCAUCCUGCGCACCGAGCACUCCGUGUCGCACGCCACCAUACAGGUGGAAAGAUACACAGAAGAGAUGGAGCGCUGUAGCACCUGCCGGGACCAGCCGGCUGCGCUGCCAUGACACCUGCCCACUCUAUCUCUAUACGCAUAGGGAACAAACUCCAAUGGCGCUGUGCUAGAAUAAACCAGGUAUACUGCUGUGACCAAAUAUGGCGAAAGAUUGUGAAUAGAAGUGGUAUGGAUACAGUGGAUUUUUCCACCACGCUAC
This is a messenger RNA of Plutella xylostella (diamondback moth), 1626 nucleotides long. RefSeq names its product proton-coupled zinc antiporter SLC30A2. The record is from RefSeq and is a predicted model, not a curated record. Gene Ontology annotation, biological process: response to zinc ion; zinc ion transmembrane transport. NCBI's taxonomy places the organism in Eukaryota, Metazoa, Arthropoda, Insecta, Lepidoptera, Plutellidae. Gene Ontology annotation, cellular component: plasma membrane. Gene Ontology annotation, molecular function: zinc ion transmembrane transporter activity.